CGAACGUAUGUAUGCAUUACGUACCCAAAAUUCAACAUCUCUCACCACCGUAGUAAACAUACACCGCCAAAAUGUCUGGAGAAACGCACUCGCCGACACCGCAGGACUCAAAAUGCAACGGUUCAAAACAGCACAUCAUGGUGUUUCCAUAUCCAGCACAAGGUCACUUGCUUCCUCUUCUCGACUUAACCCAUCAACUUUGUCUGCAUGGCGACAUCACUGUCUCAAUCAUCGUAACACCUAAAAACCUUCCUUACCUCUCUCCUCUUCUCACCGCUCAUCCAUCCGCCGUCUCCGCCGUCACUUUUCUUUUCCCGGAGAAUCCUUCUCUCCCUCCUGGCGUUGAAAACGUCAAAGACACCGGUGCUUCGGGAAACCCUCUGAUUAUGGCUUCUCUUCGUCAGCUUCGAGAGCCUAUCAUCAACUGGAUAAGUUCUCAUCCGAAUCCUCCUGUCGCCAUCAUCUCUGACUUCUUUCUUGGAUGGACCAACGAUCUCGGUAUCCCUCGCUUCGCUUUCUUUAGCUCCGGAGCAUUCUUAGCUUCGACUCUCCAUUUUUUCUCUGACAAGAUUCAUCUAUUGGAGUCAAAUGAGCCGGUCUGUUUCUCGGAUCUUCCUCGUUCCCCUGUUUUCAAGACAGAACAUCUCCCGGCUUUGGUCCCACAGUCUCCGUUAUCGCAAGAUCUCGAGACUUUUAGAGAAACGACCAUGAAUUUCUCGAGCUACGGUUGUAUUUUCAAUUCUUGUGAGUGUCUGGAAGAGGAGUACAUGGAGUAUGUGAAGCUGAGAACGGGCCAUGACCGUGUUUUCGGUGUUGGUCCGCUUCCUCCAAUCGAGUUAGGUAAGGGAAACUCCUUUUCCAGUGUAGACGUGGAGGCCUUGAUGAGUUGGCUCGAUGGAUGUCCAGACGGAUCUGUGCUCUACAUCUGCGUUGGAAGCCAAAAAGUGUUGAGUAAAGACCAGUGUGAUGCUCUGGCUCUUGGACUUGAAAAGAGCAUGACCAGGUUUGUGUGGGUGGCUAAGGCAGACCCGAUACCGGAUGGGUUUGAGGAUCGGGUUGCGGGUCGAGGAAUGGUUGUUAGAGGGUGGGCUCCUCAGGUGGCUGUGUUGAACCACGUAGCGGUUGGUGGGUUUUUGAGCCAUUGUGGAUGGAACUCGGUUGUGGAAGCAGUGGCUAGCGGAACCAUGAUCUUGGCUUGGCCCCUGGAGGCAGAUCAGUUUGUGGAUGCAAGGUUGCUGGUGGAGCAUAUGGGUGUGGCUGUUACGGUCUGUGAAGGGGGAGAGACUGUGCCGAACCCGCAUGAGCUAGGUAGGGUUCUAGCUGAAACAAUGGGUGAGUGCGGACGCGAGGUGCGUGGUCGGGCUAAGGAGAUGGGACAGAAGGCAAGAGCUGCGACUGAAGCAGGAGGAAGCUCUAAUGCAGAUUUGGAGAGACUUGUAAAAGAAUUGGCCUCUUUAUAAAGUCAUCUUGUUGCUGGAUAUCAGAAGCAGCCUCAUAGUAGUCCUCAUGAUCUCCCCCAAAGUUAUCAAUCCCACAAGGAAUAUGACCAUUUCCAAAAGCCUUGACGUGGUCCUUAAGAGACCUCUUGUGCUUAAAAUCCGAGCCACAAGAGCAAUACCAAAGCUUACCACAAUUCUUCUCAUGCGUUCUCCAAUCUCCUUUCACUGCAAAGGCUUUGCCACACCUGCGACAAGCAAAAGGUCUAGACCCGUGUUUACGUUUGUAAUGUGUUUGGAGGGUUCGAAAGUCCUUGAGAGGCUUGGUUCGUGGGUGGUCAAUAUUGUUCUUGCAGCCUGGUGCACAGCAGUAACAUGGUAGUCUUAGCAUUCCUGUUGGUUGGGUUCCUCUUAAGGACUCUGGUCCCUUUCUGUACUGUGAGCCGUGACCCCACAUGUGCAUCUGCCAUUAACAAAACGGUUUCCAUGUCAUAAAUCAUAAGCGAAUCAUCAGUCUUAGAAAGUGUUAGUUUUAAAUCUAGGCCACGUGCUAUUGUGGUGGUCGGUGGGUAUUGUGACACUAUGCAUUAUUGGAUUUGUUCAAACAAAAGUAUUUGUAUAUAUGUUUACCAAUAAUUAGUUAACAUAAUCUAAUUAUUUUAUCAA
Molecule: messenger RNA, 2102 nt
Organism: Brassica napus (rape)
Lineage: Eukaryota; Viridiplantae; Streptophyta; Magnoliopsida; Brassicales; Brassicaceae
Product: UDP-glycosyltransferase 89A2
Exons: 2
Coding region: 72-1460 (462 amino acids)
Molecular function (GO): UDP-glycosyltransferase activity
Source: RefSeq, a predicted model, not a curated record